AUGAGGGAUGAUGAAACCCUGCCUGUGUAUCUCACUAGUCUUCUCGAGUUGGUGAAUCAGAUGAAAGGUUAUGAGGAAGAAUUACCCAGAGCACGUUUGCAAACUAAGGACAUUGAAACUAUUGAGGUGCAAGAGGUUAUUGCUGCAUUAAGGGGUUUUGCACAGCUCCUUGAUAGGCAUGCUGAGAGUACCACUGAGAGAGCUUUCAGUAGUAUGAAUGUGAAUCCAAAGGGAACUCAGUCAAAUCCAAACAAGAACUGGAAAUCGAAGGGAAAGAGAUGGGAUCCUAAGCCUCCGAACUCUGUCAAUCAAGGUGGAAAAAAUGAUCAAGAGAGAAAAUUUGAUCAGGCUAAGGGAAAAUGCAAACAUUGUGAUAAACUACACUAUGGUGACUGUUGGUUUAAAGGGAAGCCAAAAUGUCAUGGUUGCAAUCGAUUUGGCCACUUCAUCAAGGACUGUGAUCAACCAAACAAGGCUGGAAAGCUUGUAAACUUUGCUAAUCAGUGUAGAGUUAAAAUGGGCACUAGAGAUUUAGUGCAGUCAAUAGGCAAAGGGCAGAUGGUUGAACAUGGAUAUUGGCUUGUGUUUAGUUAUUACAUGGUUGAUAUAUAUGGAGAUAGACAGAUGGAAGAUAUGAUUGCAAGUAUUCCAAUGAAAGGAAACAAAUGCUUUCCCUUAGGUCUAGAAUAUGUCAAUCCUCUUAUGGCUAAUAAAGCAACUGUUGAAGAGUCAUCUUGGGUGUGGCAUAGAAGAUAUGGACAUCUAAACUACAUCAGGAAGGGUCAUAGAGAACCAUUCGAUAAAGAAAAGGCUUGGAGAGCAUCACAAGCUCUAUAA
Molecule: messenger RNA, 837 nt
Organism: Prunus armeniaca (apricot)
Lineage: Eukaryota; Viridiplantae; Streptophyta; Magnoliopsida; Rosales; Rosaceae
Source: the annotation of a GenBank genome assembly